Molecule: messenger RNA, 404 nt
Organism: Gastrolobium bilobum
Lineage: Eukaryota; Viridiplantae; Streptophyta; Magnoliopsida; Fabales; Fabaceae
Product: auxin-induced protein 15A-like
Exons: 1
Coding region: 1-378 (125 amino acids)
Biological process (GO): response to auxin
Source: RefSeq, a predicted model, not a curated record
AUGGCAUGCAUGUGGCGCAAGAAUGCUUGUGGUGGCAGUGGGAAGAAACCACCGGCUGACGUGCCGCGAGGUCACUUGGCCGUCACGGUGGGAGAAGCAAAGAGGAGGUUUGUGAUAAGGGCUGAUUACCUGAACCAUCCAGUGCUUCAACAACUGCUAGAACAAGCAUAUGAAGGGUAUGGCUUCAACAAGAGUGGUCCUUUGGCUAUACCUUGUGAUGAGUUCCUUUUUGAAGAUAUUAUUCAGUCCCUUAGAGGUGGCACACACCCACCAAGAUCAUCUUGCCAUGUGCCUCUCAAAAAGCUAGAUUUGAGUUUUUCCAAAGACUCUGUACCACUACUUCAAGGCUUUGAUAGCAAAAGGAGGAGCAACAACUAAAAGGCAUUAAGCAUAGCAGUUAUUAU